UGCUAAAACCUGGUGGCCAGGACGUACUUGCUCUGGGUCUUCCCAGACUUCAAACCGAGUUGGAGAACAUCUUGAGAAACUCACUAAAGUAAUACUAACAGGCGCAAGAGCAUUCCUUCCAGCCUUCCGCAUAACCCCAAUUCCUGUCCUUUAUCGAGAGUCUGGAUUCUCUCCACUAGAUAUUGAACUAGAUCGAAUGGCUCUUCUUGCAACUGUCCGCCUACGGCGUCUUGAUCCCUAUCACCCACUUCGAAGACGCGCAGAACAGAUCGCUAGUAAUGGCCGACAAACCAGCCAUUUUGCCCGCCAUAUACUGGCCCUCCCUAAUUCUGAACAGAUAAAUCCUCUCCAAUACACUCCCUGGCACCCUCGCGAGUCUCGCGAGAAUGCCCAAGCUUGA
Messenger RNA from Talaromyces stipitatus ATCC 10500, 400 nucleotides. RefSeq lists its product as uncharacterized. The record is from RefSeq and is a predicted model, not a curated record. The transcript has a single exon. The annotation marks the transcript as partial. NCBI's taxonomy places the organism in Eukaryota, Fungi, Ascomycota, Eurotiomycetes, Eurotiales, Trichocomaceae.